Messenger RNA from Eufriesea mexicana, 2111 nucleotides. RefSeq names its product Inositol hexakisphosphate kinase (gene Ip6k). Gene Ontology annotation, molecular function: inositol hexakisphosphate kinase activity. The record is from RefSeq and is a predicted model, not a curated record. The coding region runs from base 71 to 1672 and encodes 533 amino acids. Lineage: Eukaryota; Metazoa; Arthropoda; Insecta; Hymenoptera; Apidae. The transcript has 9 exons. Gene Ontology annotation, cellular component: nucleus; cytoplasm. Gene Ontology annotation, biological process: phosphatidylinositol phosphate biosynthetic process; inositol phosphate biosynthetic process.
CAAAGAAAUACAAAGCCUGUGAACAAAUUGUUUUGGUGUUUCUUUAUUUGUUGAACUAUAAUUAGCAGUUAUGGUAUAUUUAUCGGGUACCUGGGGUAUGGGAGAAACAAAAUCGCAGUGCCACAGUACAAAUAGUUCCUGUUUUCUGCAGGAAAAUGAUGAAGAAGUUGCGUUAUUGCCACUUAAGAAUCAGGUUGGUGGACAUACGAGAUUACUAUUACUUAAUCAGAAUACUAUUUGUAAACCAUUAAACUGCAGGGAACUUAAUUUUUAUCAAAACAUUCCACAAGACAUUCAAAUUUUCGUCCCAAAAUUUAAAGGUGUACUGCAAGCUUCCAAUAGUGGUGAGGUUACCUUAGAUAAACGUUAUAGCCCUAGUUUCAGAGAACAGGAUAACAGGCAAGGACAUAGUUUAAAUAAAAGGAAAAGGGAAGAUGUAUUAAGAAUGAAAGUUCAUCGAGAUAAUACAUUAGCAGAAGUACUAAAACCAGGAAUGCAUUUGGAUAACGCAUCAAACAGACAAUAUUUUCUUUUAUUGGAAAAUAUAACAUCACAGUACACUCAUCCAUGUAUAUUGGAUCUGAAAAUGGGGACGAGGCAGCAUGGUGAUGAUGCAUCAGCUGAGAAACGUAACAAACAAAUUGCAAAAUGUGCUGCUAGUACAUCAGCCUCGUUAGGUGUUAGACUAUGUGGAAUGCAGGUUUAUCAAGCCGAUACCAAUCAUUAUGUAAAAAAAGAUAAAUAUUGGGGCAGAGAAUUGAAUGAAGAAGGUUUUAAAGCAGCAUUGUAUCGGUUUUUCCAUAAUGGUUUUUGUUUACGAACGUUAGUUAUCGAAAAAGUAGUAUCGCGAUUAGAACAAUUACGGCGUGCAAUUGAAAGGCAAAGCAACUAUCGAUUUUAUUCGUGUUCAUUAUUAGUCGUUUAUGAAGGUUAUCAAGUGGAUUUUUCGGGAUUCGGUCUUUCCUCGCCUGCAUUGCGAAUGGACGAAGAAUCUACAAAUUCUAGUUUCAUCAGUGACGAUUCUCAUACUUCCAAUCGCAGUUAUGACGGUGACAUAAGUAGCAAUUCCGCAGAUUAUAAUCUGUCGAUCGAAGAAGAAAUCUGUCAAACAACUACAUUGCACAGAGGAUUUGGUGAAACAUCUAAAGGGGCCAAACGUAUCGCCAAUUUUUAUCCUUCAAGCAGCGAGGAGACUGUUUUCGUCGCAUCUACGGACAGCUUAAUCGACAAGGUGCUCCAAUCUCCCAGAUACGAACAGUGGAUGCUUUACGACACUUCAAACGAUGAAUUCUGUUUCAAACAAAAUCCGGGAAAUGAGAUACAAGACGCUAGUUCCGACAUUGAAAUUAGAUCAGAUCCUGGAUCAAGGAAACAAAGACAUCGAUUAUUUCACGUUUACGAGAGGGAAGAGAGAAUAGAAGACGAAUGUACCGAUAUGACGAACAGGUACACGUCUUAUCCUUAUCGAACGAGAAAGAUGAAACAAAAAUGUCAAGAAGCACGAGUCGAUGUAAGAAUAAUCGACUUUGCACACACAACUUUUGUUCAUGGUUCUAGUAUAUCUUGUAACUCAGCUCAUACUUCCAUGGUGCAUCAAGGUCCAGACUAUGGUUUUCUAACCGGUCUUGAUAGCUUAAGACGACUUCUUCUUGAAAUUUUGACUGAAGGUUAAUUCGUAAAUACUUGACCAACAUGGGCCUGUUUGUAUUUAUAGAAUAACCAAAUUGAGAAACAAAACAAUUACGUGUAUUUUGAGAGAAAACGUUGACGAAGAAACGUAGAUGAAGAAUCUUUGGUUCGCAGUAAAAUUAUUGGUGACAAAUUUCUGAUUCUUAAACAUGAUUAACUUCUUUGAGACCGAUCUGUGCAUACGUAUUUCUGACGUAUGAUUUUAUGUUCUGAAGUUCCAUUAUAUGUACGAGCAAAGUAUGCAAGCAGAAUUUACAAGUGUAUAUGGCAGUGAUGUAUAUGAGAACAAACUGACAUUUACAAAGUAUUAUUUAAUUUACAAAUAAAUUAGAAGAUGGGGUAAUGGGGAUGGGGAAUGGAGACCUAGAAGAUUGAGUAAGUGAAUGAGGGGAGCGAGCGAGCGAGCGAGAAAGAGAGAGAGA